Messenger RNA from Gorilla gorilla gorilla (western lowland gorilla), 5166 nucleotides. RefSeq names its product olfactory receptor 6B1. The coding region runs from base 39 to 1292 and encodes 417 amino acids. The record is from RefSeq and is a predicted model, not a curated record. The transcript has 2 exons. Gene Ontology annotation, cellular component: membrane. Gene Ontology annotation, molecular function: olfactory receptor activity; G protein-coupled receptor activity. Lineage: Eukaryota; Metazoa; Chordata; Mammalia; Primates; Hominidae. Gene Ontology annotation, biological process: G protein-coupled receptor signaling pathway.
AAAGGUCUUCACAGCUCAGUGUGCCUAAAAUCACUGCCAUGUUCACCAGGAAGGUGAUGGGCACCCUAGUCCCAGGGUGCUGGACGAGCCAGCCUCGUGCCACAUCAGAUGCAGAUGUGGUCCUAGUGCCUAGGGCUCUCCUGUCAUCUUAUCCUGGCUUUCAGCUUGAAAGCAGUGGGGCAAUCUGUACCCGGUCACUCUUUCUAGGUUUAGAAAGUGGGUUCCUCACAUCUAUUCAAUACCUGAAUCUUUUUCUUCUGCUUAUUCCUAUUUUAGAAUCGGUGAAGGCUUUGUUUUCACAUUUCAUCCUAUCAGAGGCUGCUGUGCCAAGGAGAGCUAAGCCCUGUGUCUCCAAUAUGGAGUUGGAGAACCAGACACGAGUCACCAAGUUCAUUCUGGUGGGAUUCCCUGGGAGCUUGAGUAUGCGGGCAGCCAUGUUUCUGAUAUUCCUUGUGGCCUAUAUUCUGACAGUGGCUGAAAAUGUGAUCAUCAUCCUAUUGGUGCUGCAAAAUCGGCAACUGCACAAGCCUAUGUACUUCUUCCUGGCCAACCUGUCCUUCUUGGAGACCUGGUACAUCUCUGUGACUGUGCCCAAGUUACUGUUUAGUUUUUGGUCUGUGAACAACAGCAUCUCUUUCACACUCUGUAUGAUACAACUGUACUUCUUCAUUGCUCUCAUGUGCACAGAAUGUGUGCUUCUGGCUGCCAUGGCCUAUGACAGGUAUGUGGCCAUCUGUCGCCCACUCCACUACCCAACCAUAAUGAGCCAUGGGCUCUGCUUCCGCCUCGCUCUUGGUUCCUGGGCCAUUGGCUUUGGCAUCUCCCUGGCGAAGAUCUACUUCAUCUCCUGCCUCAGCUUCUGUGGUCCCAAUGUCAUCAACCACUUCUUCUGUGACAUCUCUCCAGUACUUAAUCUCUCCUGCACAGACAUGUCCAUAACUGAGUUGGUAGACUUUAUCCUGGCACUGGUCAUCUUCCUAUUCCCACUCUUUAUUACUGUCCUGUCCUACGGAUGCAUUCUGGCCACCAUAUUACGCAUGCCCACAGGAAAGCAGAAAGCGUUCUCCACUUGUGCCUCCCAUCUUGUGGUGGUCACCAUUUUCUAUUCAGCCAUUAUUUUCAUGUAUGCUCGACCUCGAGUUAUCAAUGCCUUCAACAUGAACAAAAUUAUUUCCAUCUUCUAUGCCAUUGUCACUCCUUCUCUCAACCCUUUCAUUUAUUGCCUAAGAAACCGAGAGGUCAAGGAAGCUCUGAAGAAACUGGCAUAUUGCCAGGCCAGCAGAUCUGACUAGUCAAUUACAGUCGAUUAGAAAGAAAGGUCUCAGUGGGUGCCUGUAUGUCUUCCUCCAUCCUUUCUCCUUUAAUGACUCAGUUAGGACACUGCCCAUGUUAAUAUGACAUCACCAUGUCUACUUCAAUCUCAGGCGCUUGGGUAUCUGCAUCUGUGCAUAUGGUCAGUGCUCUAAGGCCAUACACCUUCUAGAGAGCUAGAGAAAACAGUUCUCAAUGGUUGUGACCCCAAAUGGGGUUUCUAAGACUGUGAGUAAAUUUAUAACUGAGUUAAGUAGGAAGAGAGAUGGUGAUGGGUGAGUUAGCUGUUUUUGGAUCUGCCAUACACUAAUAGCUCUGGGGCCAACAAAAUAGGUGAUAGCUUCCUGAUUUCCCAUCUUUCUAAGACAGAGGUAGCAACUCCCUCAACAGUCUCAUUCUUGAUGUGCUUGGAGUGAAUUUUGGUGGCAGAGACUGCUUCCUGAGUUUUUGCAACACUUUUUGCAAGCACUUACUAACCUGUAUUAAAUCCCUUUCUGCUUAAACUAGUUAGAGUGCUUUCUUUUAUCUGUAAGUGAAUUGUACCUUACACAAUUGUGUUUUGUCUUCUGAUAUAACUCACACAGUUGCCUUUUAUUGAAUUUUAUAUUUCCCUUCUAGGUGCCACAAUGUAUCCUUUAGUGGAUGAACAUAAAAUAGAUGAUAAAUAAAUAUCAUCAAAUAUAUGAAUUGCCAAACAAUAAUUGCCCUCAUUACUUCUCUUUUCUUUUGAUCUUGAUAUCCUCUUGUUCCCGCCCUGCACCCCCCUUCCCGCCCUCUCUUUUAUCUUCUCUUGGUUUUCCACUUUCUCCACACUCAACUCAGAGAUAAGUAACAGGUUUCAGGAAUUGACAGAGAUUUUCAUUCCAUGCCAUAGUGAUUCUCAACUUUCCUUACCUAUAUAUCUAACACCCUCUACACACACGCUAGAACCUCAUUGAUCAAAUGUGCUUUACACCCAUAGAAGGUACAUAGAUAUGCUUGUUCUUGGUUCAUAGUUUUGCCAAUGGCAAAGGGAGAUAUAUUUUUAAGCUGUAUUCAACAUAGUGGGCCAACAUCAGUGGGAAUUUAAUUCUUUUAUUGUAACAGUUUUAAACAGGAGAGUUUCUUGCAUUAAUAACAUCUUUUAGCUAAGAACAAACCACACUUUCAAGAAUGCUUUCUCUUUCUUCUUAAUUAAGAAACGUUAGGCAGAAUUAUUUGUUCCAUUUUAUAAACUUCCAGAACAGAUGUUCAAGGAAGUAAAUAACAUACAACCACAGACAGUGGGAGAGCAGAGGUCAAAGUCCCAGUUCCCUGAAUCCAAACCCUGGGUCUUUCUCUAGUGAAUGGGCUCUCCCUAGAGAGAAAACAUACUUCUUUAGAAGCCAAGUAUGAAAGCUAGUUGUAAAGGAAUAUAGUUGGAAUUAUGAAUUACUAUACCUGCAGAACGGUAAUAAAAUAAAAAUGAAAAAAUGUGAAUUAUAAGGUCCCAGAGGAAAAAAGAAACAAAAAUAAAAUGCAAGCACAACUUGCUUUAGGGAAUAAAUGUGCAAAAGAAAACAAUGCUUAAAAUGGAAAGGAUUUAAUGUUUGCUUCUGGAAUGUAGUUUGGUCCCUUGAUGCAAUAAGUAAGUUGUGAUGAAUAUAUUUCUAUUUAAAAUCUAGACACACAAAAAAGAGAUUAUUUUCUGAAAACUUCAAAUGAAUCAAAAUAUAAUUGCAUAGUCAUAUAGGGAUAUUAAAUGUGUGAAUUAAGAAAGGAAAAGACAUGUUCAGUAGGGAUUAGGAAAUGAAAGAUAAAAAAAACUCUGGCAAUAACUUGAAUUUUAGCCCUGGAUAUAUAUUCACCAUGUGACCUUGGCCAAACCAUCUAUACUUUUGGAAACACUGAGUCUUUAUGUGUAAAACAGGAGUGAUAAUAGUUGCUUGGUGUUUCUUACGCAAUGGUUAUGAGGAUCAACUACCAUGACGGAAAAGACAUUGAUUGUUAAAUAUCUUGGGCAGUGCAUGAUCUAAGCAAGCUGCCACUAGAUUAGGGUUUGCAUGGGAAAACUGUUUGGGAAGGCUAUGCUCUCUGGACCUGUCUAAAACCAUUCCACACCUAGUUGACUCCACAUACUAUAGUUAUAGUUAACCUGGGAGGCUGCAACUAUCAGAGGCAGUUUAUUUCUUUAUUAUUUCUCAUGAAUAUCUUGGAAAGGGAGAAUGUAGAAGUAGGGUUUCUUGGGGAAUUCUAUUAAAUUUUUUUUUCAAAUAACAGAUGGAACAUUGAGCUCCUUCCCCUUUGUGGAAGGAAUACCUAAGUGCACAGGCUCAGCAAAGUAAGGACACAGACCAAUGUAGAAAUCUGCCUCAACAGAGAAAAUAAUGUAUAGUGGAUUACUGGUUAAAUUCAUAUAGAAACAAGCUAUUUCUAAGGUGACACACAAAGCAAGCCGGAAGUUUCAGGGCAUUUGGUGAUCUUGUUGGGGUAACCAUCAUAAAAGGCUGGUAGUCAGUUUCAGUAGUUUAUCCAGAGAACACGCCCUGAAGAUUUGAUUAUCACCAGCCAAACUCAUAAGGAACCCCACAAAAUAAAAUAUAAAUAUAUAUUAAUUACACAUGCAGUAUAUAUUUUAAAUCACUAUAUUUAUUCAUUCAUUUAACUAAUAUAUAUUAAGGAUCUAUUAUGUACCUGUAGGGAUACAAUAGCAAAAUAUUAAAACUUGUUACCUUUGUGAGCAGAAACAGAUAGCAGAUAAUACCUUUGUGUGUGUGUGUGUGUGUGUGUGUGUGUGUGUGUAUAUACAUAUAUAUAUCUAACAUACAUACAUAUUGUAAUGGGUUGAAUGGUGGCUUCCAAAAAUAUAUUUUCACACUUUCAACCUGGAACUUGUGAUUGGGAACUUAUUUGAAAAAAAAAAAGAGUCUUUGAAAUAUAAUAAAGUUAAGGACCUCAAACUGAGACCAUUCUGGAUUAUCCGAGUGGACUCAAUGUCCAAUGACAAGUUCCUUAUAUGAGAGAGAAGAGAAAACAGAGAAGGUGAUGUGAAGGUAGAGAUAGAGAUUGGAGUUCUGCAUCCACAAGCCAAGAAAUACCUUGGGCCACCAGAAGCUGGAAGAUAUAAGUAAUGAUUCUCCCCUAGAGCUGUCAAAGGAAGAGAGCCCUGAUGACACCUUGAUUUUGGACUCCUGGCCUCCAGAACUAUAAGACAAUAUAUUUCUGUUGUUUUAAGCUACCAAGUUUGUGGUAAUUUGUUAUAAAAACCCUGGAAAAUAAAUACACAUCCCAAUUUGGGUGGCAAUAAGUGCUAUGGAUGGGGAGGAAGAAAGCAUGAAAGUAUAAUAGGAAGUGCUGCUGGAGAUGAGAAAUUUUAAAUAAGAUGGUCACAGAAUCACCAAGUGAGGAAGAAAUGUUUGAGCAAAAACCUGGAGAAGCUGUGAGAGUAAGAUAUAUGGCUACUUUGGCAAAGAACACUCCAGGUAGAGAAACAGCAAGGGAAGAUAUGGAGUCUUGAGUAGUAUGUUUGAGGGACAUUGAAGAGACCGAGCAGCCAGAGCAGUGAGAAAAGGGUAAGCAGGUGAUAUGGUCUGGCUCUGUUUCCCCACCCAAAUCUCAUCUUGAUUGUAAUCCCCACAUAUCAAAAGGGGAACCUGGUGGGAAGUGAUUGCAUCAUGGGGGUGGUUCCCCCAUGCUGUUCUCAUGAUAGUGAGUGAGUUCUCACAAGAUCCGAUGGUUUUAAAAGUGUUUGGCAGUUCCCCUCCCACUUUCUCUCUCUCUCUCGCCGCCAUGUUAGAUGUGCCUUCCUUCCCCUUCGCCUCCUGCCAUGAUUGUAAGUUUCCUGAGGCCUCCCCAACCAUGUGGAACUGUAAGUCAAUUAAACGUUUUUAAAGUAAA